AUGGCUUCCAUGACUCAGCCCAUGCCGUAUUACCCCACCACCAACCCCAUCAUGCACGCGCAGCCGGCCACCACGUCCAGGGGCUCCUUCGCGCCGGUGUUCACCGUGCUGGGCGUCAUCUCCUUCCUCGCCGUCGUCGCCUGCGUCGCGGGGCGGCUGUGCGGCCGUCGGCUCUCCAAGAAGAAGGCCUACGCCGACCAGCACUACUACGGCACCAACGCGGUCGGCGGCGACCUGGAGAAGGGCUUCGAGGUUAAGUACCCGCCGAUGAAGCCCAUGCCAAGCUCCCGCGCGGUGGUCCAUGACAUGGACGACGGCUUCGAGAUCAAGUUCGCGCCGGGGAAGCCCGCAGCGUGGAAGACCGACGCCAAGGCCGACAACAGAGGGCGCCAGCAGCAGCAGCACCACCACCACCACCAGGCCGGCAUGCCGAAGGAGUACGCCGGUUUCAGGUACCCCGCGGCUGCCAACGGCGCCGUCAGGCAAGGGCAAGUAAGGGGCGGAACAUUCGUCUCCGCAAAAGUGUCUGCUAGGCAAUUUACUAGGCAUCCAUGA
This is a messenger RNA of Triticum turgidum subsp. durum (durum wheat), 555 nucleotides long. Lineage: Eukaryota; Viridiplantae; Streptophyta; Magnoliopsida; Poales; Poaceae. The record is from the annotation of a GenBank genome assembly.